Messenger RNA from Lonchura striata (white-rumped munia), 483 nucleotides. NCBI's taxonomy places the organism in Eukaryota, Metazoa, Chordata, Aves, Passeriformes, Estrildidae. The record is from RefSeq and is a predicted model, not a curated record.
CAUGUCCCUGACCCCAAAACCCCAAAACUGACCCCAAAAAAACCCUAUAACCCGCAGUAUGGCCGGCUGAUUGACCUGUGCCAGCCCACGCAGAAGAAGUACCAGAUCGCCGUGACCAAGGUGCUGGGCAAGAACAUGGACGCCAUCAUCGUGGACUCGGAGAAGACGGGCCGGGAUUGCAUCCAGUACAUCAAGGAGCAGCGCGGCGAGCCCGAGACCUUCCUGCCCCUCGACUACCUCGAGGUGAAACCCACGGACGAGAAGCUGCGGGAGCUGCGGGGAGCCAAGCUGGUGAUCGACGUGAUCCGCUACGAGCCGCCGCACAUCAAGAAGGCGCUGCAGUUCGCCUGCGGCAACGCCCUGGUCUGCGACAACGUGGAGGACGCCCGCAGGAUCGCCUUCGGCGGCCACCAGAGGCACAAGACGGUGGCCCUCGGUGGGACGCUGUUCCAGCAGUUAUGGAUGUCUGUGAUGAUGUCCCCA